CCUCGCCAUCCUUUCUCAUACGUAGCUUCCUUCCAUCCGCCCGCCCCCCUCUCCUCUUCAUCUGAGCGCACCAGCGGUGGCGAGAUGGCCGACAAGGGGAAGGGGAAAGCCGUCGACGACACUGCCGGUACUUCGUCGCGGACUUCAGGGCGGACGGAGACUGCCGGCGGCGGCGGGACUCAUCAGGAUCUUCCACUCGGCAUCUCUUACCAGUUCAGUGGAGCUCCCGGUGGCGGGGGCGGGACGGGGCUCUCUCAGUCGCAAUUGAGGAUACCUACGACGACGGUCCAGCAGCCGCUGAGCAAUCAAGCCCGUGGGAGUGCGCCCUUCGGCGGCCAGAACCAGAUCGCCAACCCACAGUUCGCUGGAGGUGGCGGCGGGGGCGGGUCAGGGGCGGGGUUCGGGGGAUCCUCUCAGUUUGAAAAGCGACAAAUUCUUUCUCUCUGGUCCGUGCGGUUCUUGGUUCUUGACUGA
Messenger RNA from Triticum aestivum (bread wheat), 474 nucleotides. Its product is annotated as putative glycine-rich cell wall structural protein 1. The transcript is spliced from 4 exons. NCBI's taxonomy places the organism in Eukaryota, Viridiplantae, Streptophyta, Magnoliopsida, Poales, Poaceae. The record is from RefSeq and is a predicted model, not a curated record. Bases 85 to 474 code for a protein of 129 amino acids.